AUGGUCAAGCCAAUUGUUGCCCCAAGCAUUCUUGCUUCUGACUUUGCGAAUCUGGAAUGCGGCUGCCACAAAGUGAUCAAUGCCGGUGCAGACUGGUUACACAUUGACGUUAUGGACGGACAUUUUGUCCCUAACAUCACGCUGGGCCAACCCAUCGUCGCAAGUUUGCGUAAGGCGGUCCCCAGAGUCGGCGAUACCACUUCCCCCAAGCCCAAGGCUUUUUUUGACUGCCACAUGAUGGUCGAGUCGCCAGAGAGAUGGGUCGCGGAUUUUGCCAAAUGUGGUGCUGAUCAGUUCACGUUCCACUACGAAGCUACCGAAGACCCUCUGGCCCUGGUCAAGCUUAUCAGAUCCCACAAUAUGAAAGCAGCGUGUGCCAUCAAGCCCGGUACUCCUGUAGAUGUAUUAUAUGAGCUGGGCCCUCAUUUGGAUAUGGCGCUUGUUAUGACCGUGGAACCAGGAUUUGGCGGCCAAAAGUUCAUGAUCGACAUGAUGCCCAAAGUUGAAGCGCUCAGAAACAAGUUUCCACAUAUGAACAUCCAGGUGGACGGCGGACUCGGCAAGGAAACAAUUCCACACGCCGCCAAGGCCGGAGCCAACGUGAUCGUGGCCGGCACUAGCGUCUUCACAGCGGCAGACACCGCAGAUGUGAUUUCGUAUUUGAAACAAGAGGUUUCCACCAAUCUAGAGGCCAGGGGCUUGCUUGGUUGA
Messenger RNA from Lachancea dasiensis, 711 nucleotides. The record is from the annotation of a GenBank genome assembly. NCBI's taxonomy places the organism in Eukaryota, Fungi, Ascomycota, Saccharomycetes, Saccharomycetales, Saccharomycetaceae.